Diceros bicornis minor is the source of this 2726-nucleotide messenger RNA. RefSeq names its product proline-serine-threonine phosphatase interacting protein 2 (gene PSTPIP2). The transcript is spliced from 15 exons. Gene Ontology annotation, cellular component: cytoplasm; actin filament; plasma membrane. Gene Ontology annotation, biological process: actin filament polymerization. Gene Ontology annotation, molecular function: actin filament binding. Lineage: Eukaryota; Metazoa; Chordata; Mammalia; Perissodactyla; Rhinocerotidae. Bases 109 to 1110 code for a protein of 333 amino acids. The record is from RefSeq and is a predicted model, not a curated record.
UGUGGGACUCCGAGGAGGCGGCUGCGGGACCGCGGGCCGUGACUGUCCGGCUGUGACCCGCCGCCCCGGCUCCGCUCCAGCUCCGCUCCGCACCCCCGACGCACGGCCAUGACGGGCUCCCUGUUCAAGGGGAACUUCUGGAGUUCGGACAUCCUCAGCAACAUUGGCUAUGACAGCAUCAUCCAGCAUCUGAACAAUGGGCGCAAGAACUGCAAAGAGUUUGAAGACUUUUUAAAAGAAAGGGCAUCAAUUGAAGAGAAAUAUGGCAAAGAUCUGCUCAACCUCUCUAGGAAGAAGCCAUGUGGACAGUCUGAGAUCAACACCCUGAAGCGGGCCCUUGACGUCUUCAAGCAGCAAGUAGACAAUGUGGCACAAUAUCACAUUCAGCUUGCACAGACCCUAAGAGAAGAGGCCAGGAAGAUGGAAGAAUUCAGGGAAAAGCAAAAGCUGCAACGGAAAAAGACAGAGCUUACAAUGGAUGCUGCUCAUAAACAAAAGAGUUUACAAUUCAAGAAAACCAUGGAUGCAAAGAAGAACUACGAGCAGAAAUGCCGAGACAAAGAUGACGCAGAGCUGGCUGUGCACCGGAAUGCCAACGUGGUAAACCCGAAACAACAAGAAAAGCUUUUUGUGAAACUGGCAACUUCAAAGACUGCAGUAGAAGACUCAGACAAGGCGUACAUGCAGCAUGUCAAUACGCUGGAUAAGGUCCGAGAAGAGUGGCAGAGUGAGCACAUCAAGGCCUGCGAGGUGUUGGAGGCUCAAGAAUGUGAACGAAUAAAUUUCUUUCGGAAUGCUUUGUGGUUACAUGUCAAUCAGCUGUCACAACAAUGUGUCACAAGCGACAGCAUGUAUGAAGAAGUCCGUAAGAGUUUAGAAAUGUGCAGCAUUGAGAAGGACAUUGAGUACUUUGUGAAUCAACGCAAAACUGGACAGACUCCACCAGCGCCCAUCGUGUAUGAGAAUUUCUACUGCCCCCAGAAGAAUACAGCCCCACCAGGAAAGGCUACGGGGCCUAACUUGGGAAGGAGAGGACCUCUCCCAGUUCCUAGUAUACCAGAUGACCCUGAUUAUUCUUUGAUUGAUAACUACAGUUUGAUCUAUCAGUAACAUCAAUGAAAACUGAUGCUUCUAUGGCAUGGAAGGAGGCACUUGGAGCAGCAAAAUCUCUAGGAAUUAUGUCAAUCAUGAAGACUUUGAAGUUAACCCUCGCUGUAUUUUUUGAUAUUUUAAAUUUAUAGUAGACAUUUAGUUCAACUUAAGCUAGUAGAGUUCUGCAGUUUUUUAAAUAAGUUUACAGAUUGCCCCAGACUGAAGAAUUAUCCUUUCCCAAUCAGUUACUAAAGUUGUGAAUGAGUUGUGUUUUCUGCUUGAUCCAGGAAAGUCUCUGGAUUCAGAGCCUUAACUUUUGAGGGGCAGAGGUGGCUGCAGAGGAGUCUGAGCCAUCAACCUACAGAAGCUCGUUUGGCUUUGAGGGCAGCGUGAUUAUGGAAUUUGCACAGCAACACACAUUCUCAGUGGUGCAAGAUUUAAAAUUACCUUCCUUUUUGACUGGAAGACUCGGAGGCCAUCUGAUUUCACUUUCUCAUUUUACAGAUGAGGAAAUGAGGCCCAGAAGUGUGAAAUCAAUUUCCUUACAGUUCUCUCAGCUGAUUAGGGACAGAACCAGAGCUAGAGUACCAGCUCAUCCCACAGCACUUUCUUCUAACCCUUCCUGAGGCUCUGAUGCUCAUGUUGAAAUUUAAGAUGCCAAAUGUUUUUGCCAGCAUCUUUUCAGUUGGAAAAAUUACCAGGGUUGAAAUGUCAGAUUUAUUUUUAUAUGGCUCACUGUGUGUCCUGAACUACAGAGCACCAUAUUUACUCCAAUCUAAGAAACCAUUAAUUGUAAAACAUGCCAUUGUUUUAUGUAUCACUAAGAAAGUCGGGUGGGGGAGUUGAUAAUUAACUUGUGAAAGUUAAUGGCCAAGCCUAUUUGAAUUUGAAACUCUAAAGUGUAGGGGGAGAAAAGUACAUCCUAGAAUCAAUGAAAUAUGGUAUUUUCUCUAUUCUUGAAGAGAAUUUUAGAGUUAAAAAGCCAGUCCUCAUCCUGAGUCUUCACAGAGAAUCUUUCCCUUGCUAGAUCCUGGAAUCUUAAAGUGUCAAUCUUACCCUUUCUCAAAUAUUUGGGCCUUCCUUUUGUCACUCACAAACAGCAGGGAGACCGUGUACCUUUUACACAACAUUCACACACGAUGAGAAAAUGGUACGUUUUAGUUAAUGACAAGUUAAAUUAGCAACGGCACUUAUUAGGUAUAUUGUAAAGUUCUUUUACCACAAAGAGCAAAUGUUUUCCUGUCCUGCUCUGUGCAAUAGCUUUCCCAGAAUUAUGGCCACAUUGAUUGAACGAACAGUGAUUCUUUCCCUCCUUUUAAUGUGAGGUGUUACUGAAAGUGGCAGCUUCUUGUGACAGGAAACUUGCGUCAGUUGGAUAUCCUUUUGAGAAACUGGAGUUUGCCCAAGGCCAUUGACUUCCCCAAAUUGAACAGGCUCAGGAAGUUUUCCUUUGAACUCAGAACAUUCUGUUUUUAAGUAUUUUAUUUAUUGUUGGCACUUCCUCAGGGAUUUCACUUUUCUCUCUCUUGGUCGGUGUGAUUGAUGUAAAAGUGUUUUAUGAAUUGCAAAUAUUUUUAUUUUAUUGCUCUUUCAGUUUGAUAUGAAGUAAAAUAAAGGUUCUUGGUGAUUUGGGA